This is a messenger RNA of Paramormyrops kingsleyae, 521 nucleotides long. RefSeq names its product fatty acid-binding protein, intestinal-like. The record is from RefSeq and is a predicted model, not a curated record. Lineage: Eukaryota; Metazoa; Chordata; Actinopteri; Osteoglossiformes; Mormyridae. Gene Ontology annotation, molecular function: lipid binding.
CCUCAUCACGCUGACCCAUGGCUGACAAUGAUAACCUGACAGUAACGGUUCAGCAGACCAACGACAAUUUCUACAUAAAGGAGUCCUCCCAGAAGAAGGACCAUUCUUUCACUCUGGGAGUCCCGUUUGACCAUGAGCUAGCAGGUGGAACAGUGAUCAAAGGCACAUGGGUCCUUGAUGGGAACAUACUCAACGGAACCUUCACGGGGAAAGGCGACGGAAAACCGUAUCUCGCCAAAAAAGAAGUGACUGGGAACAAACUUGUGCAGACUUUCAGCUAUGAUGGAGUCACUGCAAAGAGAAUCUUCAAGAAAGUUUAGGCGUUUUAGGUGGACCAUGGCCACACUGCACCAGAAACUGCAGGACUACAGAGCGACUGCCUCAUUGAUGUGACCAUGCACUGCCUUCAUCCACGCAGGAGACAGACAAGGGCAUCUCCAUAUCAGCAGCAAAGCUCCUUCCAUGUUUUUUAUCUCUAAGUGCAUUUACAUAAAAAUGAAAAAUAAAGACACUUCUGCCUA